Messenger RNA from Vicia faba (fava bean), 1251 nucleotides. The record is from the annotation of a GenBank genome assembly. NCBI's taxonomy places the organism in Eukaryota, Viridiplantae, Streptophyta, Magnoliopsida, Fabales, Fabaceae.
AUGAAGGAACCAUCAAAACCAUGGAGACCAUUCACAUCAAACUGUUGCACAACAGAAAACCAAACAAUUUUUAGUAACUUCAGUAAAUGCAAACCUUCACGGUCAGAUUAUUCUAAGAACAUUGCUCCAUUACCGUCUUUUAGGAGACUUUCUUUUUCUGAUCUUAGCCGUUCGUCUUCGACGCGUAUCAAUGAAGAUCUUGCACUGUCUUUUGGUUCUGAUUUGUUUGAUUUUCAGCUGAGUGAACUUCGUGCUAUUACUCAGAAUUUUUCGAGUAAUUUUUUGCUUGGUGAAGGUGGGUUUGGAACGGUUCAUAAGGGCUAUUUAGAUGAUAAUUUUAGACAAGGUUUGAAAGCUCAACCUGUUGCGGUUAAGCUUUUGGAUAUUGAAGGUUUACAAGGACACCGCGAAUGGCUUGCAGAAGUGAUUUUUCUAGGACAGCUAAGACAUCCCAAUUUGGUCAAAUUGAUAGGAUAUUGUUGUGAGGAUGAAGAAAGACUACUUGUCUAUGAAUUCAUGCCAAGAGGAAGCUUGGAGAAUCACAUGUUCAGAAGACUAACAUCACUACCAUGGGCAACAAGAAUAAAAAUCGCAAUUGGUGCUGCUAAAGGCCUUUCUUUCUUGCAUGGAGCUGAAAAACCAGUCAUUUACAGAGAUUUCAAGACUUCCAAUGUCUUACUUGAUUCAGACUUCACAGCAAAAUUGUCGGAUUUUGGACUUGCGAAAAUGGGGCCAGAAGGAUCAAAGUCACAUGUUACAACCAGAGUUAUGGGCACCUAUGGAUAUGCAGCCCCAGAAUACAUCUCAACAGGACACUUGACUACAAAAAGCGAUGUCUAUAGCUUCGGAGUAGUCCUGCUAGAACUGCUAACAGGAAGAAGAGCAACAGACAAAACAAGACCAAAGACAGAACAAAACAUCGUAGAUUGGACAAAGCCAUACUUGAGCAGCAGUAGAAGAUUGAGGUACAUUAUGGAUCCAAGGCUUGCAGGCCAAUAUUCUGUGAAAGGUGCAAAAGAGAUAGCACAUUUGGCAUUACAAUGCAUAAGUCUGCAUCCUAAAGACAGACCAAGAAUGGCAAUGAUUGUUGAAACACUUGAAAGCCUUCAACAGUUCAAGGAUAUGGCUGUUACUAGUGGACACUGGCCAAUAUCAUCAAAAUCUAUUAAAAAUGGAGCCUUUGAUGUGAAAACUAGAGCAAAUGGUGCAAACCAGAAGCAGUUGGCUCCAGUUAGGAGCAAAAAAACUUGA